GGCAGACCCUUUUUCUCGCUCAGAGCGAGAUCGCUUUGUCCGGGCGGCGCGCCAUGGGCCAGCGCCUUUGCGGCAGCGGCGUUCUCUGGUGAGAGCCGCCCCGCCAGCCGGCAGCCCUGCGCCAGCAUGGCCAGUGUCGCAUCACGCAGCAACGCCAGCCAGCCGGACGCCCCCUGCAGCGACCACGGCAGUUUGGCGAGCCCGUGCUCCAGCAGAAGCAGCAGUGCCACAAGCAGAAGCAGCAGUGCCACAAGCAGGCCGGCCGCUACCCCAGAAAGCGUGGCGCCGCCCGUCGUUGCCAAGACGUUCAGCCCAGAGUUGGAGCCCCAGCGCCGACCAUUGGGACAGCAGGGCCGGCGAGCGAGCGCGCCAGAUGUCAUCCGAGCGAGCCGGGCUGGGGCCACGACCGACGACGGGACGUCGACAGAGCCGUUGUUGUGGCGCCGCAGCGUCACGAAAACGGUGGAAGUGCCGACGGCCAUGCAGACGAGUCCUUCUGAGGUUACUUCCAGGGCGAGGGGUCGCCGAGACCCAGCGGACGAGGAGCACGACGACUUCGACUGGGAGGCGAUGACCGCUGGCGAGUGGGCAGCGCGCCUUAUGUGCACGAGCGCCAGUGAGCGCCGGGAGUCCUGCGUGAAUCUUGUCAGCCGCCUAGAGGCGAUGCUCCCUUCUUGCAUCCUGGAGAGCCUGGUGAAGGUAAAGAUCGCAGACAUGCUCGAGAGCGAGUUCGAGGCGAAGCUGCAGGCCAUUUCGCAUCAGUCGUUCAACUUGGUGAAGAACGACGUGGCGGAGUUGAAGGCCCUUCGCGUGGAGAAAGAAGAGUUCGAGAACCGCAUGAUGCUCAUGAACAGCACGUACCUUCGCGAGAUCACUUCGAAGCGCGAUUUGACUCGCACGGAUAGUUGCGCCGUGAUCGAGAUGCUCAGCAAGGAGGGGCACGUCGGCGGUGACGUACAAUUCUACGAGCCUUUGCAGCACUUGAGCGACGAGGUGAGGCAGUGCGUCAUGUCCAUCCUGGAUGAGAAGCUGAAAGCGAUAUUCGAAUGGAGCCCAGAAAUGAAGGAGAAGACCAGCAAGUUCGAGCUCGCUAAGUUCGAGGACGGACUUUUGCGGGAGCGGCUGGCAUCCUAUACGGUCCUCAACGGGCAGUUGCGGGAGGAGUUGCGCGAGCUGCGCCAGCGGGCGAAGCAGGCGGAGAUCGGCAGCCAGAGGAGCGAGUGGGAGCAGCAGAAAGCCGAGUCACAGAGCAGCAUGCUGAAGAGGCAGCUGGAGGCUGCGCAGAAGGAGUUGGAGUCGAUCAGUCGCCAGUACGACGAGGUCUGCAGGGACGCCCAGUCCCUGCGGGAGAGGCUGGCAAGGGCAGCUCAGAUAGAGGUGGCGGGCGCCAGGGAGCAGGGCGAUGGUGGCGAAGGGCCGGAAGCGCCGGCCCCGGGGGCAAAGGAGGAGGGGAAGGAGGAGGACGACCAGCAGAAGAAGAGGCCGCAGCCCGCCGCCCCCAAGCAGAUGGUGGCAUGCGGCGUGCAGACCGACGCCACCCAGACCGACGCCACCAGGACCCCGACGCCAGCGGUCUCGCGCGAAGGUACCAAGGAGAAAGAGCUGACGCCGCUGACGCCCCCUGCGGGCAAGCCCAGCCCGAGGCAAAGGCGACGCAGCCACAGCGAGGUAUUGAUGCUGUCGGAGGCAGCGGACCUGGGCGACCCCAUCGAGAAGCGCCUGUACCAGGCGGAGCGACAGGCCGAGCUAUCCACGAAGCUCCUGCACCAGCGCGACGAGCUGAUCCAGUCCCUGCAAUCGCGCGUCGAGAGCCUGCAGAACACCGUCGAGGGUUUGCAGGCCGCGGCAGACGGGGGCGCAGCAGGCCCAAGCCUCGGAGGCCCCACGCGAGGGGCGCCCCCGGACGACGGCGCCGCCUGGGAGCGCACCGUCAGCUUCGCCUCGGACCGCAGCGCGUCGGACCGCAGCGCGGCGGACCGCAGCACGGCACCCCCCGCGAGCCCCACGGAGGGCGACGCCGCGGCCAUGGGGGCGCGCGGGGGAGGCAGGGCCCCCGCGCGUGCAGCCGAGGCCGGGCGCGGGAGUGGCGUAGAGGGCGAAGGGGCUGCGGGCGGGGCGGAGCCACCGGAGGAAGGCCCAGUGGGGGCCGCGCGGGAGGCGCGAGAGCGCGCCGACUUCGUCAGUUCGAUGGCGGACUCCCUGCGGGAGGAGCUGCAGGCGGCGCGCGAGGAGCUCGCCGCAGCGGAGGAGCGGCUGCGGGCGCUCACGAGCUCGGAGAGGGACGACAGCCCGGGGCUCGUCCAGCUCGAAGCCGAGUCGAGGGCCAGGAAGGCCGCGUGCGACGAGCUGGAAGCUUCAAAGGCCGCGCUGGGCCUGGCACAGUCUCGCAUCAAAGUGCUCGAGGCGGCCCUCGGAGCGCAGGACUUUGUCUCCGACGCAUUCGCAGAGGAAGAUGAGGAGGAGCCGGACGAGGAUCAGCAGCCGGUCCCCACCGAGCUCGGGAACGCGGCGAGCCGGGCGACUGCAGCGGAGGAGUUCAAGUCCAGGUCCAUCUUGCUUGACCAGAAGAAGGUUCUGCGCGACAAGGUCAAGGUGCAGAAGGCUCAGCUCAGCGCCAUAUUUCAUGAGAAUACAACUCUUCACCUAGCCCUGAACGAGGUGCAGAAGGAGAUGUACUCCCUCACCUCCAAGCUCCGCAAGCGCAUCCCAGAUAGCCAGCAGGGGACGGUGGACGUCGAGUCUGUGCUCAAGAGAAUGGAGAAAGUGGCGGCCAGCGGCAUCGGCGGUUACAUCCGGCUCCACAAGCAGGCUCACCUUAAGGAGGUGGCCGCCGCUGCCGUCUGCGGCGCGGCCCGCGGCGCCGACUCGCCGCGGGCGCCGGCCGACGCCGCGAGAGCCGCGCGGGAGGCCGCGGGCGCGGGCGCCUCGGGCAGCCCCGCGCCUCCUGCGGACGGCGGGGGGGGCGAGCCGCAGCGGGACGGGCGGGCCCCGGCCGCGGCGCCGACGGUGGGCUCGCCCCGCAGCAGGCAAUGGGUCAAGGGGGCGCCGCUGAGCCAGGUGCUGAGGGUGCUGCACGAAAUCAGGCAGACGCUCCCGAAGCCACAGGCUCCAGCUCAGGCCAGGAGCUUCGCGACCACGGUACCGGUCCUCGACGAGGCAGGGGAUUACGAGUGCGAUGCAUGUGACGACAGCGAGUGUUUCGGGCUCUACGAAAUGGAGUUCGAUGAGCAGGAGCUCGCCACCAUCCUCGUUUCGCUGGACUCACAGGAUCUUGACGAGGAGCACAUCAUCGAGGUGUUUGCUGAGGUGACGCUCCCUCAGCGUCGUCGUACGUGGGCAGAAUCUAGGCAGCUCAAGACGAACAGAAAAGUGGACAGGGAUUUCUUUGACCGCAGCAAGGGAAAGGGAACGAAGAAGGUCACCAGAGACGAUUUUAAAAAGAGGUCCCGCUGUUCGAACUGCGGGGAAAAAGGGCAUUGGCGAGAAGACUGUCGACGACCAUAUCGGAGUAAGGCCGAUAGGCUGAAGUCCGAGUCAUCACGGCCGGCAGCGGUCAACAAGGGCCCGGACAAGAAGCCAGCGCAGAGCUCGUUCUACUUCAAUUUGGACUACGACGCGACUCACUCCGGGACGAGCUGGGCAGCGAUUUUGGAUGAGUCGGGCCAGGUGGGCUCGCUCUCCGCUGCCGCCGCGACUGCGGGUCAGGUGGACCAGCAGGAGCACGACCUGGGUCAGGUGGAUCUGGAGAUGCUCGCGGCGGCGACGCUGCAGGACAUGGACGAGUAUGCGCUGGUAGACACCGCUGCUGGACAGGCUCUGAUUGGCACGCCAGACAUCGACAAGCUGAGGGCUGCUUUCAAGAAAACGGGUUUCGAGAUACACUUUGUCGACACCGACAGAGUCCCCACGGCGAACGGAGUCGGGCCGGGCCGUGUCACGUACCAGAUGCUUGACAGUGAGUUUUCCGCUUGCAGCGUUGUCGAGAGCAUCUGGGUCGACGGCAUCCCGAGCGAGACCCUGAGCUUCACGGGCCGCUGGAUCGGGUACACCGAGUUCCCGAUCGAGCGCUCGAAUCAGAGCCGGAGCGCCCGCUCGCUACGGAGCUUGAGGCACCAGGCGCUGAAGGCCCAGCGCGACGACUUCCAGCCCGACGAGGACCUGGAGGUCAUUCCCGAGAACACGGAGGAGGACCCCGACUCGGAGCUCGAGAUGAACUGGGACCAGACCCCAGAUCCUUGGAUAGACGGCAUGCUGAGCUCAAUCAACUACGAGGAGGAGAGCAUGACGGCGGUGGAGAAGGAGCUGUUCUUCGAGGGUGCCUUCCUGCUCAGCCCAGCUGCGCGCACCUGGAGGAGGCGGUCGAUCAAGAUGAUGCUGUACCUCAGGGUGUGUGCGAUUUCCCGUCUGUCGGCGAUCGUAGCCCCUCGCAUGUCCAAGGUGAAGAGCGAGGAGGAGGAAGCGAAAGCGAGCUGCUCCCAUCCGAUGGAGGCGAGGUGGAGCGGCGGAAACGGGCACGGGUACUACACGAAGUGCCGGAUCUGCGACACCCGGCUCAGCUUCGUAAGGAAAACGAAGGAGGAGAUCGAGGAGACCAAGCGCAAGGUGCUGGCCAAGCGCGAGUCCAAGACGAAGGUCGAGAAGGAGGAGUCGCCGGCGGAGAUCAAGGUCGAGCCUCCGCCGAGGUACAAGGCUCCGUCGAGGUACGUCGAGUUCUGCGACGGGGUGCCAGUCAAGCCGCCACCGCCGACGGCGAAGAAGUCCUUGCCAGUCACGAAGCCGAGGGCGAUCAGCAGCACGGCAGGCAGCGCCGGUGCGGCGAGCAGCAGCAGCGGCAAUCUCAGCAACAUCGAGAAGGGCUUCGAGACGAUGCAGUGGAUGAUGGUGGAGGACCGCAAGGAGCGCCAACAGCAGAUGGACCUGCUGAUCAGUGUGAUGAAGGGGCUCGGAGCUCUGCGCCCGGUGGCCGCGCCUCAGGCUGAGAUCCUUGACGCCCUUCCCGACCCAGGAUCUCACGGCAGCUGGAUUGUCAAGAGCUUCAAAGCCGCGGCGAGAGACCUCGCCCGCCCGGCCUUAGAUGGUCUCCCCGCCAGUUCCCUGGACAUCGAGCUCUGGACCGAGGCUGCCGGGGCCCCAGUCGGCCUCGACCCUAGGCAUCCAGUUUUCUGGGAGCAGGCGGAGUCCGAGAUCACGGGAGAGCUUCAGGAGGCUUCGGGAGCUGCGAGUUCGACCUGGUGUUUCGCGGACCGCUUCGCGGACUUCGAACAGGACAUCCAGAAAGCCCUGCAGGAUUUGGGGGCUACGAUAUGUCUCGAGCUCUUCUCCGUUCCGAGAGUGGAGCCCGAGCUCAGGUCCGAGAGGCAGCUCGCGAUGAAGCCCAGGGAGCUGAGCUUCUUGACUCCCAGGCCCUGGCCGGUCUCAGAUCGGAGCUCCAGAAUCCAUCUGGUCGCGUCGGGGCCGUCGACGUCGAGGCUGAAGGACCUCCACCCCCUGAAGCCUGGGACGCCAGGGAGCCGGAUCGAGAAGCGUUUGCCCCUCGGGCCGCCCAAGUCGAGCGACCAGUUUUGCCGGCGCCGCAGGCGAGCGGACCAGGACGCGUUCAGCGAGCCGUGCAGGAGUUCGAUCGGAGAUCGGGCGGAGUUUUGA
Prorocentrum cordatum is the source of this 5643-nucleotide messenger RNA. Lineage: Eukaryota; Dinophyceae; Prorocentrales; Prorocentraceae. The record is from the annotation of a GenBank genome assembly.